AUGGCCAUCAAGAAAUCAUCGAGCUACAGCGCCGAUUCGAUCGAGACCCUCGAGGGUCUCGAUGCCGUACGCAAGCGCCCCGGCAUGUACAUCGGCGGCACCGGCAGCCAGGGUCUUGUACAUCUCGUUUGGGAGCUCAUCGACAACGGUGUCGACGAAGCCGCUGGUGGUCACGCGAACAAAAUCGAAGUCGUGUUCCAUCGCGACCGGUCAAUCGAGGUCAUCGACAACGGUCGCGGCAUCCCGAUCGACAAGCAUCCCAAGCACAACGUGUCUGCACUGGAGGUCGUGCUCACUGAACUCCACGCAGGCGGCAAGUUCGGUGGUGGUGCUUAUGGAGCGUCGGGUGGACUUCACGGUGUCGGUGCAUCUGUGGUGAAUGCGCUCAGCGCAAAAAUGGCUGCCGAAGUCGACCGAGGCGGGUACACGUGGAAGCUCGAGUUCCAGAACCAGAAAGCGGGUCACUUCACCGGCAACCGAUUCAAGCGAGGCCAUGACCUUGAGAAGGUCAAGAAGAUCUCACGCACCAAGACAGGCAGCCGAAUUCGCUUCUGGCCGGACUGGGACAUCUUCGAUGCCGAUGCCACGAUCGACUACGAGAUCGUUCGUGACCGUGUCGCUCGAGCCACCUUCUUAGUGCCCGGUCUCAAGAUCAAGCUGGUCGACAAGCGCACCGGAUCCAAACGAGAAGACGAGUUCCUGUCCCGCGGCGGUCUCAAGGAUCUGGUCGAGUACGAAAGCCAGGGCAAGGCCGUCACCAAGGUCAUCACGUUCAACGGCAUCGAGACGUUCGAAGAGAAGGUGCCGGUGAACGGCAAGAUGACGACCGUCGAGCGAGAGUGCACCGUCGACGUCGCGCUGCGCUGGACCGAUGGCUAUGAGACAUCGGUGUCGUCGUUCGUCAACACGGUGCCCACACCUGACGGCGGCACCCACUUGAACGGCUUCGAGCGGGCCAUGACCCGUGCGAUCAACGACAAGCUGCUGCCCGGUACCAAGAAGUUGGCCAAGCUCGCCAAACAGGACAAGGACCGAGUGGUCAAGGACGACGUGCACGAGGGUUUGGUUGCCGCGAUCAAGGUCACCUUCCCCGAGCCCCAGUUCCGAGGACAGACCAAGCGCGAGCUUGGCACCCCGGCGGUGCAAAGCAUCGUGUACGAGAUCGUCAAGUCUCAGAUCACGUCCUGGUUCGAGGGCGAAGGUCCUAAGUCUCAUGUAAACGCGCUGCGCGACAAAAUGGCGACGGCGAUUCUGAAUCGAAUGGCCUCGCGCCAGGUGCUCGAGAACAAGCGCAAGGCGGCCAGUUUGGGUUCAGCCGGCAUGCCGGCCAAGCUGGCCGACUGCCGCAAACAUGGCAUCGAUAGCGAACUUCUGAUCGUGGAGGGCGACUCUGCGGCCGGACCUGCCAAGGCCGGCCGAGACGCCGCCACCAUGGCCAUCCUUCCCUUGCGAGGCAAGGUCGUGAACGCGGCCAAGGCCACGGUCAAACAGGUGCUCGACAACGCCGAAGCCCAGGCGCUCUUUACUGCCGUGGGCGCCGGCAGCGGCGACGCGUUCGACCUCGAUUCCGCUCGCUACGGGCGCAUCGUGAUCUUGUGCGAUGCCGACGUCGACGGCAGUCACAUCCGCUGCCUGCUUCUCACGCUCAUGCACAAAUACAUGCGUCCCAUGCUCGAGGCGGGCCGCAUCUACGCCGCUCAGCCACCCUUGUUCACCACGGAUCACGGCGAGAACUAUCGCGCCUUUUCCCCGGAGGAAAAGGAAGCCAUCACCGCCGAAUUGUCGAAGGGAAACCGCAAGGCCGAGAACAUUCGCUGGCAACGAUUCAAGGGCCUCGGUGAGAUGAAUGUCGACGAGCUCGCAUCAGCAGCACUGGAUCCCGAAACUCGUAUCCUCAAGCGCUUGACGAUGCGCGAUGCCGAGCAAGCUAAGGCUGCGGCCAAGAUGUUCGACGUGCUUAUGGGCUCCGACGUCAGCAGUCGCCGCGACUACAUCAUCAAGGAAACUGCGCUCUUCGAUCGCGAAGCGCUGGACGUCUAG
This is a messenger RNA of Nerophis lumbriciformis (worm pipefish), 2040 nucleotides long. Lineage: Eukaryota; Metazoa; Chordata; Actinopteri; Syngnathiformes; Syngnathidae. The record is from RefSeq and is a predicted model, not a curated record.